GGGGGAUCCGGCAAGCAUUGUGCGCGCACCUUCUCUGCUGCCUCCCAAACCCUCCAAGGGAGGGUGAGGAGCGGCGGAGGGAUCGGCGUCUGGAGCCGGGUGCGCGUGCGCAGCGAGCAGCUGUCACCCAGUGCGGAACAAGUCUCCCAAAUUUCUGAAAUCUCUGUGGUCCCGAGGCCACUGUUUUCCAUUUCCUUUUCCUUCUCAGGGCCGGGUCCUCGCUCCACGCUUGCGCCAGAGACCACCCCAGCCACCAUGGAGGUGGCAGAGGCAGAAAGUCGUCUGAAUCCCAGCUGUAAGAUCAUGACCUUCAGACCUUCCAUGGAGGAAUUCCGGGAGUUCAACAAGUACCUCGCAUACAUGGAGUCUAAAGGAGCCCACCGUGCUGGUCUUGCAAAGGUGAUUCCUCCUAAGGAGUGGAAGCCAAGGCAGUGCUAUGAUGACAUUGAUAAUUUGCUAAUCCCAGCACCGAUUCAGCAGAUGGUCACAGGGCAGUCAGGACUGUUCACUCAAUACAACAUCCAGAAAAAAGCCAUGACAGUGAAGGAGUUCAGGCAGCUGGCCAACAGUGGCAAAUAUUGUACUCCAAGAUACUUGGAUUAUGAAGAUUUGGAGCGCAAGUACUGGAAGAACUUAACUUUUGUGGCACCCAUCUAUGGAGCAGACAUUAAUGGGAGCAUAUAUGAUGAGGGUGUGGAUGAAUGGAACAUAGCUCGCCUAAAUACAGUCUUGGAUGUGGUUGAGGAAGAGUGCGGUAUUUCUAUUGAGGGUGUAAAUACCCCCUAUCUCUAUUUUGGCAUGUGGAAAACCACUUUCGCAUGGCACACCGAGGAUAUGGACCUCUACAGCAUUAAUUAUCUCCACUUUGGAGAGCCCAAGUCUUGGUAUGCAAUACCUCCGGAGCAUGGGAAACGACUUGAAAGACUAGCUCAAGGUUUUUUCCCAAGCAGUUCUCAAGGGUGUGAUGCAUUUCUUCGCCACAAGAUGACACUGAUAUCUCCCUCAGUGUUGAAGAAAUAUGGUAUUCCCUUUGAUAAGAUCACUCAGGAAGCUGGAGAAUUUAUGAUCACUUUCCCAUAUGGGUACCAUGCUGGUUUUAAUCAUGGUUUCAACUGUGCAGAAUCUACAAAUUUUGCUACUAUCAGAUGGAUUGACUAUGGGAAGGUUGCUAAAUUGUGCACCUGCAGGAAAGACAUGGUGAAAAUUUCAAUGGAUAUCUUUGUGAAGAAAUUUCAGCCAGACAGAUACCAGCUUUGGAAACAAGGAAAGGAUAUAUACACCAUUGAUCACACAAAGCCUACUCCAGAAUCCACCCCUGAAGUAAAAGCAUGGCUGCAGAGGAGGAGGAAAGUAAAGGGAUCCAGGAGCUUCCAGUGCACUGGUUCUAACUCCAAGAGGCCUAAACAUGAGGAAGACAAGGAAGUGUCAGCUGCAGUCAGUGAGACAAGGGGCCCUAUCUCUGACCCAGUCCGAGACAACCUCAAAGUCAGGGAAAAGCCAGAAGAAGUAAUAAAACUGGGGAACACAGAAGCACCAUCAGAGGAAGAGACCUCUACUAGCAGGAACCAGCUGGAUCCAAAUUCAUCAGAUAAUGUCAGACUCUCAGGAAACAGCUGUUUAACUACAUCUCUAAUGGAGGAAGUAAAAAUUAAGGAUAACCAAGCCUGUGCCAUAAUUCCAUCUUUGAAUCCCAGUGAGACUGAUGAUUCCAUAUUUGGUCGCCGUGUGACCCCCAAGGGAUCAGACUCACCCAUAAUUCCAUGGCCACAGUCACCUGAGUUGUGCUCCUCAGUGGCAGAGAGUAACAGUGCGCUGACAGAGAGAGAAGAGAGUGAUGUGCAGAGCCGUGGGAGUGCUCUUGAACCUGGGGAAUUCCCAGCGGUCCCCAGUGAAGAGAGAAAUGGCUUCAAAGUCCCCAGUAGAAUAGAUGGAGAAACCAAAACAGCUAAAAGUUGGCGCCAUCCGCUUAGCAAGCCUCCAGCAAGAUCCCCAAUGACUCUGGUGAAGCAGCAGGCAACAAGUGAUGAAGGUUCCAUCAGCAAGCCCUGGCAGCAGCCCUUCCACAGUGGCCCAAAUGUUUUUCUAUUGAGAAAUCCACUUACACUGAAAUUGCCGGAGGUUCCAUCAAUUGAGGAAGAAGUAGAAGAAACAGAAUCUUGGGCAAAGCCUCUGGUUCACCUUUGGCAGACGAAGUCCCCAAACUUUGUGGCUGAACAAGAGUAUAAUGCAGCCAUGGGCAGAAUGGAGCCAUACUGUGCUAUCUGUGCUCUCCUCAUGCCAUACUACAAGCCAGAUAGCAGCAAUGAAGAAAAUGAUUCUAGAUGGCAGACAAAACCAGAUAAAGUGGUUACUUCAGGAGGAAAGACUAAGCCCCUCAUUCCAGAGAUGUGUUUUAUCUAUAGCGAAGAAAAUAUAGAAUAUUCUCCACCUAAUGCCUUCCUGGAAGAGGAUGGAACAAGCCUUCUGAUUUCCUGUGCAAAGUGUUGCGUACGGGUUCAUGCAAGUUGUUAUGGUAUCCCUUCUCAUGAAAUUUCUGAUGGAUGGUUAUGUGCCCGGUGCAAAAGAAAUGCAUGGACAGCAGAUUGCUGUCUCUGCAAUUUGAGAGGGGGCGCUCUUAAGGAAACUAAGAACAAUAAGUGGGCCCAUGUCAUGUGUGCUGUCGCGGUCCCAGAAGUUCGAUUCACUAAUGUCCCAGAAAGGACACAGAUAGAUGUAGGCAGAAUACCUUUACAAAGGUUAAAAUUGAAAUGCAUCUUCUGUAGACACCGGGUUAAGAAGGUCUCUGGAGCUUGCAUCCAGUGUUCCUACGGCCGCUGCCCAGCCUCAUUCCACGUCACAUGUGCUCAUGCUGCUGGAGUGCUGAUGGAGCCUGACGAUUGGCCAUACGUGGUGAACAUCACGUGUUUUCGACAUAAGGCCAACCCAAAUGUGAAGUUCAAGGCUGGCGAGAAGGGCAUCUCUGUGGGGCAGACUGUCAUCACGAAGCAUCGGAACACUCGGUACUAUAGCUGCAGAGUGAUCGCCAUAACAUCACAAACCUUCUAUGAGGUCAUGUUUGAUGAUGGCUCCUUUAGCAGAGACACAUUCCCUGAGGAUAUUGUGAGCCGAGACUGUGUGAAACUGGGCCCUCCUGCCGAAGGAGAAGUCAUCCAAGUCAAGUGGCCUGAUGGCAAACUCUAUGGGGCAAAAUAUCUCGGAUUGAAUGUGGCCCACAUGUACCAGGUUGAAUUUGAAGAUGGAUCCCAGAUAGCAAUGAAGAGAGAGGACAUCUACACUUUAGAUGAAGAGUUACCCAAGAGAGUGAAAGCUCGUUUCUCCACAGCCUCUGAUAUGCGGUUUGAAGACACAUUUUAUGGAACAGACAUAAUCCAAGGGGAGAAAAAGAGACAAAGAAUGCUGAGCUCCAGAUUUAAGAAUGAAUACGUGGAUGACCCCGUGUACCGCACUUUUUUGAAGAGCUCUUUCCAGAAGAAGUGCCAGAAGAGACAGUAGUCUGUGUGUGCUGCUGCAGGACCCAGAGCAGCUUGGGCCAGAGAGGAAAGGCGAGGGGACAGCCAUGGGCUGUGCUGUGUGAUCCCGCAGUGGGUGACAGAGUGGCUCUGACUGGAAAACUAGGCUUCCCGGGGUGUGGUAACCCAAACCACAAAAUACACACGGUAUUCAUUGGGUACAACAACCUGGAGUCAUCCCCUGCUCUUGCUUUCACUUGCGAGCCAUUGUCUUUUAUGAUCCCAAAGGAUUUUUCUAAGUGAGAGGAAAUAAUAGUGAAUCACCCACCAAAAAAGCCACUGCCAGAGGAGAUGGGUCACCAAGUGUGGCUUAGGCCCCUAGUCAGGGAACUCCCCUCCCGGCCCAGUGGUGGGAUCCUCAACACCCAGGUGGGAGGGUGAUAACUUAUAUAUUUUCCACAGUCAGGGAAGGACUCUCACUUAUUUGUUUCAAAUAGCAUUUUUUAUAAAACAUUUUUAAAGCGCAGUGGCAUGUAUGGUAAUGAGAUUUACCCGUGUGCUAUCUCUAUUUCCCUUGUACAGAACUUUUGCAUUUUUUUAUAUCCCUAUUGUUUUCGACUGUGUCUGAUGAAAACUAAGUUGCUGGCCUUUGUGAAAUUUUUGGCUCUUGAGAAAGAAUUCUUAUGAACUGUAUGGGAAUUUUAUAUAUUUAAAGAGGGAAAUCUGGGGCUGUUAUUUUUAAACACUUUUUUUCAUAAUACAUAUUCUGAGUAGAUAUUUAUAAAAUGUUUCUUUCAUUAUGUGUUUGUAAAAUUAGAGUUUAAAUAAAUAUGCUUUGAUGCAUAAUUUUGAAUUAAUAUGAUUUUUCCUUUUUAAAACAGCCUGAAAAUGUACUAGUGUUUAAAAAUAAAGAUUUCCAUUUUCUCCA
Molecule: messenger RNA, 4377 nt
Organism: Phyllostomus hastatus (greater spear-nosed bat)
Lineage: Eukaryota; Metazoa; Chordata; Mammalia; Chiroptera; Phyllostomidae
Gene: KDM4C
Product: lysine demethylase 4C
Exons: 23
Coding region: 256-3492 (1078 amino acids)
Biological process (GO): chromatin remodeling
Cellular component (GO): nucleus
Molecular function (GO): histone H3K36 demethylase activity; histone H3K9 demethylase activity
Source: RefSeq, a predicted model, not a curated record